Messenger RNA from Cylicocyclus nassatus, 2252 nucleotides. The record is from the annotation of a GenBank genome assembly. NCBI's taxonomy places the organism in Eukaryota, Metazoa, Nematoda, Chromadorea, Rhabditida, Strongylidae.
AUGACGCGUAGACCGUACCGAGCGGAAAAUUCGCGAGACUGGAACCGAUUCUUACCACUACUCAGUCCGCCUCCGCCUUCUGAUCCCACACAGGCUCUCCAUCAUAUGGAGGAUAAGGAAACCUCCAGUGAAGAAGAGUUUAAGUUUCCUUGGGAGUAUCUUGCUGAGUUCACGACCGUUUUCCAUAAAGCAGAAGACGAUUUUGCUUACCACUACGACUGUUGCUUGUCCAGAGUACAACUGAACGACAGAGAGCUUCUUCGGCUUAGCGAAAAGCAGAACUGUGAGCCAGUGGUUGACGACUUAGCUGGAUCACUCGUUGUGAUGAAUGUAGUUGACCCGGAGGAGAUUACUACAGAGAGCGAUUCGUUUCUAGAAGAGAAUUCUAAAAAAGAAAGUCUGAAAAAUUCUGAGCUCACCAAAGAGGCAUGGGCAGAGCUCCCAAAACAGUUUGGUUCUUCAAAAAAAGACCAUAGUAGAUACUUUAAAAGACGAAAAAAGUCGCAUGAAGACGCCCAGAAGUGGUUACGGAAUACUACGUUCGAUGAAUACUGGGGAGAAACGGCUGCCUAUGUCAUCUACCGUACUUGGUACGAGGAUUAUGGGCAAAUCAUGAAUGAAAGCGAUAGGAAGCAACUGGCGAAGCAGAUAGAGGAGUACAAGCCUUUUGCACUGCUGGAUGAGCACAAUGAUGAGAAUAUCUCCAAGUACUUCGGAUUGACCAAGGACGCCAAAUUCUCCACCUAUGAGGAAGCGUUCUCUUUGCAUUCUGAUCUUGUCACCAAGAAAGCAGAGAAAGACUUUGAAUCAUUUCGCGUAGCCAUGACAAGUAAUAGAUGCAAAGCGUUCUUGAGAAAGAUUCACAAAAUGGGAUUUGUGCCGGGGUACGCCGAUGAAGAUAUCAUCAGCCCUAGCACCAAUACGAUUAGUGACGAAGUUGUUCCGAAGAAGAAGACCAAAUCUGAGUCAAAACGUCGGUUCCCCGUGGUAUACGGUGAAGAUGAGAUAUUUAGCGGGGUCAGUUACGAUAUAUGCGAUACCUACGCAGCAUCCAUGAAAGUCGUGCUAGAUAGGUCAGAGAAGACGGUGAAGGAAAGUGAGGCUAGCACCAAUGGUUGUGAAAGUGAAGUAGCUGAACCUUCAGCUGUUGUCGGACCUUCUAACGGCGCGUCAAGAGCUGAGAUUUCGUUCGCAUUUGAUCCGAAUAGGGAACCUCACCUUGUUGCGAAAAAUGCUUUCGACUAUUACAAGGAUGAUGAGGAAAUCAUCAAAUACUGGUACCAGCGGUACAGGCUGUUCUCAAAACUGGACAAAGGAGUUCUCAUGGAUCGUGAGGGCUGGUUCUCGGUAACUCCUGAGCGAAUAGCAGAACAUAUUGCUGAUCGCAUAGUGAGGCGGAAGGAAAUGCUAGUUGUAGAUGCGUUUGCUGGAGUUGGUGGCAACAGUAUCCAGUUGGCUAUCAAAGGAGCGCGUGUAAUAGCAAUCGAUCUUGAUCCAGUGCGAUUGAAGUGCGCCCGAGAGAAUGCUAAGGUAUAUGGCGUUGAAGAUCGCAUCGAAUUUUUGUGCUGUGAUUUCUUCCAUUUUGCAGCCAAAUGGACUAGCGGCUCAGAAAAGUGCGCAGAGGUAGACGCUGUAUUUCUUAGUCCACCAUGGGGAGGACCUGGUUAUUUGAAAUCAGAGGUUUUUGAUCUCGAUGAUCUGACUCCAAACGGUUUUGACAUCUACACCGCCGCAAGUAAAAUGUCUCCAAAUGUAGCAUACUUUUUGCCGAGAAACACAAGCGUGAAAGAGCUGAUAGCACUUAGUGGACCUGGAGGGAGAUGCGAAAUUGAACAAAGCUGUCUAAAUAAAAAGAUCAAAACGUUGACUGUUUAUUACGGCAACUUAGCAGCUCCACGAGGCGAGUAGGACAAGCAUUUACGGUAUGAAAUAACCACUUUCCUCUUCCUUGACCUUUCAUAUUUUUCCGCUAAUUUCUAUACAUGUUUUGCUUGCAUACACCGUUGAAUCAAAUAGGUCACUUUAUACUUCAACGAUUAUUCAUGAAUUGGCACUCAAGCCAAUGAACUAUUUUAUGUGACCAAAUUGAAUCUCAUCACCACUUCUAUUUUUACUCUUCAUACUUGUGAUGCUUACUUACUGUGUCAGAUCAGUAGAAUGCUACGAGCUAUUUGUUAUGUUCUCAUACUUCACUUUCUUAUCUGCUGUACAUAUUGAUUGUUGCGAUUUGACAAUUUUAUUGGUACAUGAAU